UUGUCAAAGCUCAGAAAAAUAAAAACGUUGGACGGAACUUUUUGCACCACGAGGUGACGACCCAAACCGUUCAUCAUCGAUCAAGUCCCUUCAGAGAUGGCUGGACUGCUUAGAAAAGAUCUCUCCCACUGGCCCACACGCAAUUCUAGAUAGAUGGUGAAGAUCAUCACGUGGUGGGGCAGAAGAAGCGAGCAGGUUGGGCGAGCCUCCUUAGCAUGCGUUUGUUAUUAUUUUUCUCCCUGAAUAUUCAAAUCCUUCCUUUACAGCCCGAGAGAGAGAGAGAGAGAGGGAGAGAGAGUUUAUAUUGUAAUGGAAGGCCAAACCCUAGCGUUUUCUUUUUCUGCUCUUCUAAGUAACAAAGAAGAAAAGGAGAGAUUUCAUUUGAUCUUGAUUUUCAAAAGAUCUCAAAAAUCAUUUCUCUAAUCAGGUUUUUCCUCGAUAGCUCAUCUUCAAUUACACCCAUUUGGGGAAGAACAAAAGAUUCUUGGGUUUUGGUUUUGGGGUAUUUGAGAUUUUUUUGUAGAAAUAGAAAAAAAAAUGUUGUCUAGAUCAUACACCAAUCUGUUGGAUCUGGCGUCGGGGAAUUUCCCAGCAAUGGGCCGCAUAGGGAAGCCCCGCCUCCCACGUGUGAUGACCGUCCCUGGGAUCGUCUCUGAACUUGACGAUGAUCAGGCCAAUAGUGUGACAUCAGAUGUUCCAUCGUCGAUCGCCCAGGAUCGAAUAAUCAUUGUCGCCAACCAGCUUCCUGUAAAAGCCAAACGGCGGCCUGAUAAUAAGGGUUGGAGUUUCAGUUGGGACGAGGAUUCUUUGCUGCUGCAGUUGAAAGAUGGAUUGCCUGAAGACAUGGAGGUGAUCUACGUUGGAUCUUUGAGGGUCGAUGUUGACAUGAAUGAACAGGAUGAUGUCUCACAGACUCUUUUGGAUAGAUUCAAAUGUGUUCCUGCUUUCCUCCCGCCUGAUAUCUUGUCCAAAUUCUACCAUGGAUUCUGCAAGCAGCAGCUGUGGCCGCUGUUCCAUUACAUGCUGCCUUUUUCCGUUGAGCAUGGUGGACGAUUCGAUCGUUCCUUGUGGGAGGCCUAUGUGGCUGCGAACAAUAUCUUCUCGCAAAGGGUGAUCGAGGUGAUAAACCCAGAAGACGACUAUGUUUGGAUCCAUGACUACCAUCUUAUGGUGCUUCCCACCUUCUUGAGGCGGCGGUUCAACCGUCUGCGGAUGGGGUUCUUUCUCCACAGCCCAUUCCCUUCAUCAGAGAUCUAUAGGACGCUUCCCGUUAGGGAAGAGAUCCUCAAGGCACUUCUCAAUUCAGACCUGAUCGGUUUCCACACCUUUGAUUAUGCCCGGCAUUUCCUUUCUUGUUGCAGCCGGAUGCUGGGUUUGGAGUACCAGUCAAAGAGGGGUUAUAUUGGAUUAGAAUAUUAUGGACGGACAGUUGGGAUCAAGAUCAUGCCAGUCGGUGUGCACAUGGGUCAGAUUGAAUCAGUGUUGAGUCUUGCAGAUAAGGAGUGGAGAGUAGAGGAGCUCAAACAGCAGUUCCAAGGGAAGACGGUGUUACUCGGCGUAGAUGAUAUGGAUAUCUUCAAAGGGAUCAAUUUGAAGAUAUUGGCAAUGGAACAGAUGCUCAAGCAGCACCCGAAAUGGCAGGGGAGGGCCGUCUUGGUACAGAUUGUGAAUCCUGCAAGAGGUAGAGGGAGAGAUCUUGAGGAAAUACAAGCCGAAAUACGGGCAAGCUGCAGGAGGAUCAAUGAAGAGUUGGGCCAGCCCGGCUAUGAACCAGUGGUCUUCAUUGAUCAGCCAGUUUCGGUCAGUGAAAGGAUUGCUUUCUACACCAUUGCAGAAUGUGUUGUUGUUACGGCUGUGAGGGAUGGCAUGAACCUUACGCCAUACGAGUACAUAGUCUGUAGACAGGGAGUUUCAGGAUCUGAGUCUGGUUCUGAUUCGAGCAGUCCCAAGAAGAGCAUGUUGGUCGUAUCAGAGUUUAUUGGGUGUUCUCCGUCAUUGAGUGGGGCCAUCCGGGUUAACCCAUGGAAUGUGGAAGCAACUGCAGAGGCAAUGAAUGAGGCGAUCUCAAUGGCUGAGCCGGAGAAGCAGUUGCGACACGAGAAGCAUUACAGAUACGUUAGCAGCCACAAUGUUGCUUACUGGUCACGGAGCUUCUUGCAAGACAUGGAGAGAACUUGCAAAGAUCAUUUCAGAAGAAGAUGUUGGGGGAUUGGCUUGAGUUUCGGUUUCAGAGUGGUAGCCCUCGAUCCCAAUUUCAGGAAGCUGUCCAUUGAUGGCAUCGUAUCAUCGUAUGAGAGGGCCAAGAACCGGGCCAUACUGUUGGACUACGAUGGCACCGUGAUGCCCCAAACCUCCAUCAACAAGACCCCUGAUCCUGAAGUCCUCUCCAUCCUGAAUACCCUUUGCAGCGAUCCGAAAAAUGUUGUUUUUAUCGUCAGUGGAAGAGGGAGGGAGAGCUUAGGCAAGUGGUUUUCUCCAUGUGAGAAGCUUGGAAUAGCAGCCGAACAUGGCUACUUCAUGAGGUGGGCAGGAGACCAAGAAUGGGAAAUUUGCGGCCUAAGUACUGAAUUUGGGUGGAUGCAGAUUGCUGAACCUGUGAUGAACCUUUAUACUGAAGCUACAGAUGGUUCUUCUAUUGAAACCAAAGAGAGUGCAUUGGUUUGGCACCAUAGGGAUGCAGACCUGGGAUUCGGAUCCGCCCAGGCAAAGGAGAUGUUAGACCAUCUAGAGAGCGUGCUGGCAAACGAACCAGUUGCCGUGAAGAGUGGUCAGUUCAUUGUAGAAGUCAAGCCUCAGGGAGUCAGCAAAGGCUUGGUUGCAGAGAAGAUCUUAUCGUCGAUGACAGAGAGCGGGAGGCAAGCUGAUUUUGUUCUGUGUAUCGGCGAUGACAGAUCGGAUGAGGAUAUGUUCGAAGGUAUUAGCGCAAUGGCAAGGGACACACUCUCCAACAUGGCAGUAUAUGCUUGCACGGUCGGGCAGAAGCCAAGCAAGGCCAAGUAUUAUCUGGACGACACAGUGGAGGUCAUAACAAUGCUCCAUGCCCUUGCUGAAGCCACUGACCAGCCAUCCUCAUCUCAAGAGGGAAGUCAAGGGUCCCCCUGAAAUCCUCCGUUGAGUGCUAUUCUUCAUCUGAAAGAGAAAACAUCAGUUCCUCCAUUAAUGGCUGAAAGAAACUUUCAGCUUUUCAAACAUGGGUCUGGAUUUCAUUCAGCAAAAAGCAAUCAAAAGCCUUCUGCUGCUGUACCCAGGCUCUUGCUAAAAUUGAGAAUUCUAUACAUUGAAUGGACAGGAAAAGAGAGUUUACAAACAGGAUUUAUUCAGGCUGAGUUGUGACUUGAAAUAAUUGAUGUUCCUUUGUGACCCUGAGCAAGGCAAUUUUCGCUACCUACCCAAGACAGUGAAUGUAUCAAGGAGAGUUCAGAACAGGGUCGGAAGAGUUUCCAGAUCAACUCAGCCAUUAGCUGUAGGAAAAAAAAAUGGCAUACCACCUCUUUUGUUCGAGCCAAUUGAGUUUACUUGCUGUCAUGUGCAGGCACAAGAGAUCCAGCAGUAGUGCAAAUUGGCUGGUUCUCCACAUCUUGAAUAUUACUUGGCUAAUACAGUUUCCUUCUUUUUCUUUUUUA
Molecule: messenger RNA, 3623 nt
Organism: Magnolia sinica
Lineage: Eukaryota; Viridiplantae; Streptophyta; Magnoliopsida; Magnoliales; Magnoliaceae
Product: probable alpha,alpha-trehalose-phosphate synthase [UDP-forming] 7
Exons: 4
Coding region: 538-3102 (854 amino acids)
Biological process (GO): trehalose biosynthetic process
Cellular component (GO): cytosol
Molecular function (GO): catalytic activity
Source: RefSeq, a predicted model, not a curated record